Molecule: messenger RNA, 2211 nt
Organism: Eruca vesicaria subsp. sativa (arugula)
Lineage: Eukaryota; Viridiplantae; Streptophyta; Magnoliopsida; Brassicales; Brassicaceae
Source: the annotation of a GenBank genome assembly
AUGAUAGGCUCAAACUAUUCACCAAUGAGCUUCUUUCUUCGUACCAUUGUUCUUCUUCUCUUUUCCAUUUCAAAUUUAUUCAGUGCUUUUGCUUCUCGUACCAAGGAGUUGUGUCAUCCGGAUCAAAGAGAUGUGCUUCUCGAGCACAAGACGGAGUUCAAGAUUUGGAAGCCUGAUGGUUACCCGAUCGCUUGUUACCCGAAGAUGGAAUCAUGGGGCAACCGCAGCAGUGACUGUUGUAUCUGGGACGGUGUAACGUGCGAUAUUAAGUCCGGGAAGGUGAUCGGUCUUGACCUUAGUUGUAGCUUUCUUUAUGGUCGGCUCGAACCCAAUUCUAGUCUUUUUAGCCUGAAACAUCUCAAAAGUCUGAACCUUGCCUACAACAACUUCACUCUUUCUCCAAUCCCAGCUAAGUUCAAUAAUCUCAUGUUGUUAGAAACACUAAACCUCUCUGGUUCUUCACUAAAAGGUCAUAUCCCAAGAGAAAUUCUCCAACUCACCAAUUUGGUGUCUCUUGAUCUAUCCUUUUGUUUUUCUUUGUCCAUUGAAAACCCACCUUUAUUUCUCCAUGUACUUGCUCAAAACCUGAGGAACCUUACAGCCUUGGAUAUGAGCUUUGUAAACAUUUCCUCAGAAAUCCCCCACGAGUUUUCCUACAUGCACUCUCUAAGAUCUCUACAUCUUGAGGGAUGCAACCUCAUUGGAGAAUUUCCAAACAGUGUAUUCCUGAUACCAAACCUACAAUCCAUCAUAUUGUAUUUAAACCCAAACUUGAGAGGCAGCUUUCCUGUAUUUCAAAGAAACAGCUCUAUGCAAGUCUUAAGCCUUGGGGAAACAUCAUUUUCAGGUACUAUACAUGAUUCCAUUGGCAACCUUAAGCAUUUAGUUUCUUUGACACUUCAUUAUGCCAAUCUCUCUGGGAGGAUUCCAUCUUCACUUGGAGAACUUUCCAAUCUCUCAGUUUUCCGUCUUGCUUCAAAUCAUUUCAAUGGUGAGGUCCCAUCUUCAUUUGGCAAUCUAAAACAGUUAACCAGCUUAACUGUUGACUUUAAUCAGCUCACCGGAAAUUUUCCAUCUGCACUACUCAACUUAACCAACCUACGUCUUAUUCGUCUCGAUUCCAACCAGUUCACAGGUUCCCUCCCACCAAACAUGGGGCAACUCUCCAAAUUGGAAAGCUUUUACGCCAGUGAUAAUUUUCUUACUGGAGCAAUUCCUUCAUCCCUGUUCCAAAUCUCUUCAUUGACAGAAAUCCGUUUGGAGAAUAACCAAUUCAGUGAUAUUGUUAGAUUCGAGAAUAUCUCUCUAUCUAACUUACAAUAUCUAUUCCUUAGAUCAAACAAUUUCAGUAAUCGAGUUGACUUGAAUGUCUUCUCUUCUUUUAAAGAGCUAGAAGUACUAGCUCUUUCGGGCAUGCCUCUUUCAACAGCAAACAUCACUUAUGAUUCAGACUUUUCAUCAAAUAUCAAGUCUUUGUUCUUGUCAGGAUGCAAAAUCACUGAGUUUCCUAAAUCCAUAAGAGACCAUAGAAAUCUUCGUUCUCUCGAUCUUUCCAACAACAACAUCAAAGGUCAAGUGCCACCCUGGUUAUGGAGACUACAAGAGUUGCAAAUUCUGGAUCUUUCUCGCAACUCCCUAAGCGGUUUUGAUGGAUCCCUGCAAGUUGUACCAGGAAGUUACAUCCAUACACUAAAUCUAACGUCAAAUGCUUUCCAGGGGAGAAUCUUCAUCCCAUACACAUCUAUAACCUUCUUGUUUGCUUCGAGGAAUAACUUUACUGGAGAGAUACCUCGGUCUUUAUGUGGUAUACAACCCUCUCCUAACGUCAUAGAUCUAUCCAACAACAACUUCCACGGACCAAUUCCUCGGUGUUUAGGGACUCAUAUAAGCUCUCUUGCGGAUCUAAAUCUUCGUAACAAUAGCCUCAGCGGAAGUCUUCCUGAUAUGUUCAUGCAUGCUAAAAAGCUAAGGUACAUUGACGUCAGCCUCAACCGAUUGGAGGGAAAGCUUCCUGCUUCUCUUACCGCUUGUUCUGAUCUGGAAAUUCUGAAUAUGGAAACCAACCGAAUCAACGACACUUUCCCGUUCCAGUUGAGUUCCUUGCAGAAUCUAAAAGUUCUUGUUCUCCGAUCCAACAAGUUUCAUGGCAUGUUGCAUCACUCCAAUGGAGCUUGGUUUGGAUUUCCUCAGUUGAAAAUCAUUGAUGUAUGA